AUGCCUGUCAAGCCAAAGCGGGCGUCACUGCCGGCGUCGCUGCUGACGUCGCUGUGGAGCCUCAGCGUCAGUCUCAGCUUCUUCAUCGUCUUUUGCUGUGUCAGCGGCAGCAUCGCACAAGAUACCUCCAGCUAUUACUUUCCAUCACAAAAUCGUUUUGUGCCAUCCUCUGGCUCUUUCCCGCGCCAGCUGCAGCAGCAGCCGCAGCAGACACUUAAUGGCUUUCGCGGUAGCACAGGUGGCUUCUCGCCCGCACCGGGCUCAUACCAGGAGCAGCUCCUGUUCAUAGCCAAUGAGAACGGCAAUAGCAACAAGCAAACAGCGAUUACGACGAGCUCGCCGUAUGGAGCACCAUUUGGCGCUAGUCCACAAUUUGCCAAACCGAGCCGUCAGACGGACUAUUACGAUAUCUCGCCACGCCCCUUUGGUGUGCCUGUCAGUGGAGGCGGUGGCGCAACGACGUCCGUUUCUGGAUUUACACGCUCCAAGGCGAUACGCAAUGGCAGCGCCAGCGGUGCCAACAGCUUGGGGAGCAACCUGAGCGGGCUGCAGCCACAGACGCAGCGCGUCAAUGUGCCACACCAGCAGACGCAGUUUCUGGCGCACUUCAGUGAGGCAACGAACGAUAAGCGCCCGGUCUCAAGCAGCGCCGCUCAGCGUCCCUUUGGCAAUGGCGGCUUCUCGCCGAGCGCGACGCGCACACGCACUCAGGCACCGCCGCCCGCAGUGGAUGCCACGCCCCAGGCUGCGUCGCCGUAUCGGCUGCGCAAUCGCUUCCAGCCCUCGACCUCGACGGCCUCGUCGACAACCUCAGCGGAGGUGACCAGCAAGCGCUACAAUCGCUUUGGCAGCAAUCGGAACGCAGCGAAGUCAACGACGACGUCGACGACGACGAGCAAUCCCGGCUCAAGCACACAGAAUACGCCUGCCGAACGUCCGAGCUUUGGACGCAAGCCGGCCAGUCCACGUCGGCCUGUGUUCAUUAGCCGGGAGGUCAAUGAGCCCGUCAGUGUGGUCAGCAAGCGGCCCUUCAACUACAACAGCGCCAGGCUGAAGCUGCCCCGGCCCACGCCCAGCACAACCAGCACGACGGAGGGCGUGAGUCCAGACGAGGCUGAGGAUGAGCUGUACGAUCAGGAUACGCAGGAGCAGGAACUGGAUCAGGCAGAACACGAGGAGGCCUCAAGCCUGGAGAAGCUGCCUCUGCAGGAGGAGACAAUAGCACCGGCAACAGCGAGCAAAACAGAGGCCAGCCAGGACCAAACUCCGCCCGCCUCCUCCGAAGCAGCUGCAGUGGAAACGGCGACCAGCCAGGAAGCGGACUAUGACAAAUCCAGCAUCAGCAGCACAGAGGAAGCCCAGACAGACUCCUCGGAGGCACAAGACCCGACGGAGGAGACAACGCUGUCAAGUGCAGCGCAUGAGUACGAAUAUGUUGAGGACGAGGAGAAGGCCACAACAGCUAUAUCCAAAGAGCAAGUCGAGGAAGUGCAGUCCACAGAGGAACAGCAAGCAGAGAUGGAGAACCACACCACGGAGCUGCCAGUGGAGACGACGCCUAGCAGCAGUAUUCCCACGCAACAGACGCCGGAGACGCCAAAGGAGAGCGCAGCCCAGCAGGAGGAUGAAGUCGAAUACGAUGAUGAGCUGGGCGAAGAAGGUGCUGAUGAAUACGAAUACGACGAAGAGGAGGAAGAAGAAGUGGAUGCAGAAGAAGCCAGCGAGGAGAACAGCAACAAUGAAAACAGGGCGACCACUGAAACGGAGCCGCAGCAGGCGAACAGCAAGGAGCGUGAACAUGACGACGAACGGGAAAUAAUUUCGGUGGUGACUACGAAGAGCGUUGUCAAUGGCUCGACGGCUUAUCCGGCACCAGUGACGCCUAGCAGCUUGGGCAGCACACAGAGCGACAGCCAGCCGGCACCGCAGCUCGAUGAGGAUCAGACGGAGCUAAGUAAUGUGAUCAAUACGACUCCGCUGCCCACCGAGGAGGCAGCCACGCCCAAUGUAACCGAGAGCUAUGUGGUGGUGGCCUCGAUACAGACGAGUCGCAGCAUCAACGGAGCUCGCUUCCUGCCCUUCCCGGCCAUUGAGCAGGAGGAGACGAAGCAAACGCUCUCCGAGCUGGAGCGAAAGGUGCACUCGAAGCAUCAGCAGAAGCAGACAGACCCCAGUGAGAGCAGUGAGGAGCCCAGCUCGACGACGCCCACAACAACAUCGGCUCCGUCAACAUCAUCGUCCAGCACAACGGAGAAACAGCUGCCCGUGCAGGGCGCCUCGACGGAGAGCAUCAUCGAUAAGCUAGAUCGCGUGCAAUCGGAGCUGUCGAGUGGCGUGCUCUCUGGCAAGUAUCCCAUCAUUAGCCAAAUGGACUCGUCCACUCCCGCCAGCCUCAUGACAACGGGCUCGGGACGCUUUGUGCCCCACAUACGAAAGUUCCAGCCACGCACCACCUCGGCGCCCAGCACCACCAGCAGCGGCGGCAGUAAAGUGAAGGUGCACCACUACGAUGAGAGCGAAAUGGAUGAGCUAGCCAGCCUGUUGCCGGUGGGCUUCAAGCCCAAGUCGAGCUAUAAGAACCGCAAGAUAACGACCACCACAACGACGACAACGGAACCACCGGCCCAAGAGCAGUCGAAGAAGCCGGGCCGUAACUCCACCAUCAGUCGCUCCUUCAAGAAUGGAGUUGUCACCGUGCAGGAUGUUACGCUGGCAGGGCUCCUGCCCAAGGGCUACAAGCCACCCAGGACGACACCGUCGACCACAACGACGUCUAGCCCCGACCAAAGCACCACCAAGGCGGCAGCUGUGCUGGAGAGCCUGUUCGAGGAAAUCAAGUUCGAUGAUAGCCUAGCAGCGCUGCUGCCCAAGGACUAUAAAUUGAAUGCGACCUCAACGAAGCCAGAGAUUGUUGUGGUCGAGGACAUUUCCAAGUUUUUGCCCAAGGGAUUUAAUCUCUCAACGACGACAACAACAACAACAACCACUCAGAGAUCGCCCGCAGUUGCAGUUCCCUUCGACGAUCUGAGCAAGUUUCUGCCGCCUGGCUACAAAGCGCCAAAGGAGAAGGAUGAACCCAAGCUGCCAAUUGCCAUCACUCCACUGAAGAUAGACGAUAUUAGCAGCCUGCUGCCGCCUGGCUUCAAGCUCAACGGCACCAGCAAGCCCAAGCUGAAAGUGGCUGCCGAAGACGAUGAGCUGCUGGCGUCGCUGCUGCCACCGGGUUACAAGCCGAAGCCCGUCCAUCCCGCUUCGACGACGACCACAACGACCAGCAAGCCAGAGCCCAGCACCACCGAGAAGUCGACAAACGAGAGCAGCUCCGGUGGCGGACUUAAGGUUGUCUUUCCCAAGGGCUUCCACAAGCGCCUGGGCUCCCAUCGACUGACCACGCCCCACACACCACACGAGGGCAGCGAAGGGGCACCGUCAUCGCCGCCUGUGGUGAUCAAGAAGGGUCCCCCGACACGCGCCACCACCGAAUUCACUGGCUGGCCCACGCCCCCCACCACACCGCUGUCCAUAGACAAGCUGAAUGCGCAGACCAUCAACUUUGAGGAUCUGCUGACUGCAGCUGGAUCCAGCUCGACCACAAGCACCACCACUACAACAACGACCACUACGACGACCACAACUGCCAGGCCCACAAAGCCGGGCCAUUGCACCGCUGACUGUGACUUGGAGGCAACUAUCAAGAUUAUCGAUGGCGUCGCCUGGAAGCCGGAGCUAUUGGAUCACAAUACACUCGAGUGGAAGAAUCUAGCUCACGAGCUAGAAGCACAGCUCAAUGAGGUCUACUCCAAUGCUCCACAGCUAAGCAAGUGGUAUAAGAAAGUGCGCAUCGAUAGCUUCAGCGAAGGCAGCGUAUUGGUGGACUAUUACGUGGAGCUGGCAAAUAUUACCGAGGAUGUGGAUACUCUGGAGAUUAAGCAGCUAUUCCACGAUGCCCUAACCAAGCCAACAACGCCGCUGUUGCCCGAAAAGGAUGCGCAGGAGAACGAAACGGAUAGUGUGUCCGGGCCGCAGGAGGAGCAGCUAGUCAAGGCCAGCUACCAAAUGGGCAAAUUUGUCAUUGAUCCAAUGGCUACCGAAUUCAGUGUCAUUGCCAAAAAUUUGCACACCAAUGUGGAGUUUGCCGAGGAUGAUCUGCCCAUUCCACAGUGGGCAAUUGUCGUCAUUGUCAUAGGCGUUGGUUCGCUUGUCUUUGUCGUGAUAUUUGGUGUCACAGUGCUGCUUAAUCGUCAGAAGCGCGCUAAAAAGACUCCGAUUCCACUGACCAAUGACAUGCUAAAUGAGCUAAAGGUCAAUCACAUGGGCGGUGCAGACAACUAUGGCGUUGAUGACUUUUACAACAUAGACGAUCCCUGGAACGAUACCAAGCAGCCCAUUAAGCCAAAGCGUUUCACCAAUUCCAUGCAUGGCAGCAAUAGCUCGAACAUCUACGAUAGCUGGCGCUCGACUCGUCAUCCAGCACCCAGCAGUGGCGACUAUUUCUAUGAUCAACAGCCCACGUAUUCGCAGAAGGGCGACUCUCUGAAGCGGGCGACGCCACAGAGUCAUCAUCAUCAUCACCAUCAUCGGCAGGAGCAGUAUCCUGCAGGACAUCAGCAGAGCUAUGGACAUCAAUAUCCGGACGCCUUUGCUGAUGCGCAUCAGAUGUACAGUUACAACAAUCACGCGAGUCGAACGCGUUACGCCCGCGACUACGAUCCAGAUUUUUAGUUUAGUCUCCCAGCCACCCCAAGACUAACCAUGCUCUAGCUUUAGAAAAUUGCAACUGAUUCGGUAGUUGCGACUUAAUAGCUUAAACUUUAUACGUAUGAGUAAAUUAUAUAGCUGCUCAGUAACAUAUUUACACACUAAAUAAGUAUAAGGCAGGUUUCUAUAUACUAUAUAUACUCAUUAUAUCUGUGAGUUGGCUUAGCUUAUGGAGCUGUCCCUUAUACACCUAAUUGAUGUCAAUCAUCUAUAUUGUUUACUAAAUCGAAAAUACUUGUUCUAUAUGUAACAUACAUAUAUGGGACAUAGGAGGUCGCAUGUGAGCUUCCAGAAAUAAAUAGUCAUGCACUUUUAGUUAAUGCUAGAUUGUAAUUAUAUUGUAGUCACAUUGAAUAAUUUAAUUACUGGCGGCAUAAUAUAUUACCAUUCACCCAACUUUAUAUGUAGACAAUAAAUAAAAGAUUAAUUAUAUAUUUAA
This is a messenger RNA of Drosophila mojavensis, 5197 nucleotides long. Its product is annotated as mucin-5AC. The record is from RefSeq and is a predicted model, not a curated record. The transcript is spliced from 9 exons. Lineage: Eukaryota; Metazoa; Arthropoda; Insecta; Diptera; Drosophilidae. Bases 1 to 4722 code for a protein of 1573 amino acids.